Molecule: messenger RNA, 1908 nt
Organism: Dufourea novaeangliae
Lineage: Eukaryota; Metazoa; Arthropoda; Insecta; Hymenoptera; Halictidae
Product: UPF0704 protein C6orf165 homolog
Exons: 13
Coding region: 1-1845 (614 amino acids)
Biological process (GO): regulation of cilium beat frequency
Cellular component (GO): ciliary basal body; axoneme
Source: RefSeq, a predicted model, not a curated record
AUGGAAAAUCUGCGAAAAGAAAUCGUGAAAAGGAUCGUGACCGAGUGCAAGGCACGCGAUGUGCACACGACCCGUGACUUUGCUUCCUUUCUGAUAACUUUGUUCCAAUUGAAUCCCGAAUAUGAAAUCAAAGUAGCCGACGAGGAAAACAAUGAGAAGGUAGUCGAGGCAAUAGCGACAAGAAUAUGCGAUGAAGAUAGUUCGAGUUUAACGAUACUAAAGAGUCAAUUGUACUUCACGAAACAUUAUCACGAUAGAGAUGAAACAGUGAAACGCCAUAGGCUGCGUCUGCAUCAGAAAACUGGUCCGAUGGUGAAGGAAAUUUGUGAAACCAAAACCAUUGCCAAUCGACAGGAAUCCGAAAGAUUGUAUCAGAAGAUGUUAGUGGUCAUUACAGUCCUGAGUGGUCUCGGGAAUCCUAUUGUGCCGCCGGUGCUUCGAGAAGUUUCGGUUGCGCUCCAGAGCGUUUUCCAGCCUUCUGAGCUCGAUGCGUACGUGAAAAUGUCUAAACGCGAAAAGGAGGAGCAACUAAUGGAGCUGACGUGCAUAGUCGCGGGAAUACGGUUGUUCAACCGAGAUUGCCAACGUGGCGGCGAAGGGAUCGACGAUCUGCCAGCUAUUUUGCAAGAAGCUACGAAGAAAACCCACGACUCCGUUUUGGACUUGUUGGAACGUCUUAUGUCCAAGAUUUACAGAUUCACGGCAGCCGUGGAGAAGGCAAAUUUUUACUGGGAGGUGUUACCGUUUAGUCAAUUUACCCCGGAGAAUGUAGAGUGGAUUAUUCAGAUGUUGGCGGCGUGUCGACAGCAAGAAAUUUACGUCAGAAAAGUGUUGAACGACGUGGAACGCAGCGAAACGGAGCUGCAGAGUCUCAUGGAACGCCUUCAGGGGCGUCUUUUCAAGCUCCACGAUACCGUAAGAUACAGAACCGCCAUCCCUACAGUCCAAGUAUACCCGCAAUUCAUCGAUCUGGCCGAUAUAUGGAUGGGUCUCCAGGAUGAAGUGAUCAUACUGAGUAGCAUCAACAACUUCUUUUGGGAACUGGAUAACCUGAAUACGGCGACCGUGAACGUGUACAACGAGACCAUACUCAAUGACAUGUUAUCAAAUAAACUUGUUCUGACGGACGCCGAGAGGUUGGAACAAUCGAUGGGCGAAUUGAUAACCAAGUGCGGCGACUGCACUCUUUAUUAUCCCGACACCACCAAGGACUUCGAGAACAUAAAUCUGGAGUUUCUAGGAUUCUGCGCGUGGACGUUCAGUCUCGCACAUGGAGCGUUGAUCCCGGGAAAUCCGAACAACGGUGUCGCCAAAUGGAAAGGAAAAUUUUACGUGUUCAGAUCGAAAGACGCGGCGAACAAUUUCGGGGAUGAUCCGGACAGGUGCAUUUACAAAGCUCUUGAUAUUAUCCGGCAUCGUCUGGAGUACGUGUACCUGUUCCAAGUGUACGACGAUGUACGAGCACUGAAAGCAGAACAGAUGGUAUCGGAGGAAAGACCUCAACUGAAGAUGUGCCACUCGCAAACGGUUCAAACGGAUCUUCAUAUUCUGCCACCUUUCAUUGAUAAAGAGUAUAGUCCGAAUAUGUGGGAUUUGAGGAGAAGAGCAUUGCAUUUGGCAAGUGUAAGUCGUUGCGUAACUCGUAGCACGCAAACAGAGAAGUCGCACUUCCGAUACGGCGUGUACGUGCAAGCUGCUCCACCGCGAGACAAAGAAGUGCAAACUAGAAGAGACAAUUAUAUGAACACGAGAAAGCUUCUAACUUUCAUCUACGGUUUACGGGGUAGACGUGACGGCAAUCAACACGUUUUGUCUUUCUUAGAAGACGGUCUCGACCAUUUAUAAAUUUCAUUUUCUACGAUCGACGUCUUGGGCCUUAUCAGUUUCAAGGAUUCAAUCGGGUGGUUU